Molecule: messenger RNA, 1623 nt
Organism: Naegleria lovaniensis
Lineage: Eukaryota; Heterolobosea; Eutetramitea; Acrasida; Naegleriidae
Exons: 2
Coding region: 1-1623 (540 amino acids)
Molecular function (GO): protein binding
Source: RefSeq, a predicted model, not a curated record
AUGAAAAAAUCCGUGAAAAAGGUUCUUGCUGCAUCGAGAUUCAACAAUUGCUCUCUUCACAACAGCACUCAAGUGUUCCAGUAUCUCUACAACACUACUCAGCGUUGGAGGCCAGGACAAAAUUCCAAUGGUAUUCAACACUGGUAUCUUCAUGCCUCUCGUCGUUCCUAUCAUUACGAAAAGAGUCAUUCCAAUAAGGAUGAACAUGAUACCAACAACAAACCUCAUCCUGAUCUAGAGCCCGAGCAACAAGUUCCAAAAGAUGGUUUUACUACUUACAUCUCUUCGCUUGAAAUUCAAAGUUACCAACAAACCUAUUUCGAAUAUGCUCAAACCACCUAUUUGAAACGUCAUCCCAACGCGACUGAAUUGCAGGUUAAACUGUUCUUCUUCAAAUGGUGGAUCGAGUUCAUGCAACAUUCCCAAAGUUAUGCGAAGAAGGUUCGUGAAAAGUUCUCUCCAGAUCACUGUGAUUACUCGAAUCGAGUCUAUCAUUUAAUGGAGUAUGCACAGAGAAAGGCAGAACUGUUCUUGGAAAUUGGUAUGUUUGAUAAAGCCUUAGAAAUCACCAAUGAAGUUAUUGAAGAUCAAGACUUCAAAGGAAAGGAUGACUCUCUAUUGCUACUCGUUCGAGGAUAUCUUUAUUACUUGGGUCCUUUACAUGAUUAUCGAAAGGCAGUUCUUGAUUUUGAGAAGUUGUUGGAGAUGGAUCCCACGACCUUUGCACGAGAUGUUUCCCUGGUUCAGUCCAUUGCCUUUUUCUACAGAAAUUUAUAUCAUGACUCUCCUCAUGUUGAAGAGUAUUCCGACAAGGUCAUUCAUUACUUGAAACUCUUUACAGAUCUAUGCGUAGAGAAGAAAGUUCCGAUCAAUGACGUGUUUUGUAUGGAACUCGCUUUCAUGUUACUGAAUAAGCGAAAAGAUCAUGAUCAGGCUCUUUAUUACCUCUCUCAGGGAAUUGUUGAUGAUGAAGCUAAACGAGCUCCCAACACGGAAGAAUGUGCUCAAUACAUGUUAUUAACCAAUCGAGGAAGUUUGUUAUUGGAUCAUUUUGAAAAACCAAAGGAAGCCUCACUCGAUUUUGAAAGAGCCAUCGCGUUGAACCCGAAUAAGAGGUUCAUUGCACACUUUUUACUAGGAAUGGCUCAAGCUCAAUUGUAUCAAGUGGAAAAAGCCAUCUCAAGCUUUGAAAAGGUCAAGGAAAUCCUAUUACCUUACGCUCAACAUAAUUUGCCAAUGAAAGUUCCUCCUGAUACAGAAAAACUCUUCAUGGAUGGAAUCAAUUCUAUAACUUUACCACGAUCGAAAAUAUAUUUGGAAUGUCUUGAAGUGACCAAUUAUUUGAUUUCAAAAGAACCUCAGAAUUUUGAACAUUAUGGUAAUCGAGCACAUGUGUUCAAUCGACUCAAACUCCAUGAGAGAGCACUCGAAGAUUGUAAUAAGGCAUUGGAAUUGAAUGAACGAAGUGAGGUGGCCUAUUUCAAUCGUGCUGAAGCAUUUUGCUAUUUAAAAGAAUUUGACAAGGCGAAAUUGAAUUUUGUGCAAGCAGUGAAGAUGAAUCCACUUCUUAAAAAUCAAGUGUUGAAGAUUUGGCCAGAUUUUGAAAAACAAUCCAAUUCAUAA